Molecule: messenger RNA, 1063 nt
Organism: Schistosoma guineensis
Lineage: Eukaryota; Metazoa; Platyhelminthes; Trematoda; Strigeidida; Schistosomatidae
Source: the annotation of a GenBank genome assembly
GCGUCGUACAUUACGUUACCAAUUGAUUGAAUUGUGGCGCUGCAGUUAGUGUUUUUGUCUUACCAUGUAGAUUUUGUGUGGAUACUAAGUAUUUAUAUCAUAAACGUUGGUUUGGAAAUGUCAGCUGCAGUACAUAUUGGUGAACUUGCAUUUUUAAAGAUGGUUUUACAUGCUGCCAAGCAUCCAGAGAGUUCCGUCAAUGGUAUUCUUUUAAGUGAUCAAAACUGUGAUUCACAAAUAAUCAUUACUGACUAUAUUCCGCUAUUUCACAGUGUCAUAAAUUUGACACCAAUGCUAGAAACAGCUUUGUAUCAUGUAGACUCAUAUUGUGCAGCUAAAGGUCUUCAAAUAUGUGGUUAUUUCCAAGCAAAUGAAUACAUUAAUUGCAAUACCCCAACAAGUAUUGCAUGCAAAAUUGGUGAGAAGUUAGCUGAAAAAUGUGGCAACGUUUGUUUAUUGACUUUUAAAAAUGAUGCUUUGCAUCGGUUAACUGGAAACUACUUUACAGUAUUUUGCAAAUCAGAUUGGAAGUGGAAUGAUACAAAGUACACAUUUAAUCCAAAUGUUAAUAAAAAGUUAAAAGAAAUUCUACAUUUAAAAGUUCACCGUCAAAUUGUUGAUUUUGAUGAUCAUUUGAAUGAUGUUAAUUGUGAUUUUCUUAAUUUACAAUUAUCGAAAUCGUUAUGUGUAUAAAUUGAUUUUUUAAUGUAAAGUUUUUAAUUUUUUUUCCAAACAACAAUAAUAUCUAGCUGACAUCUUUUUCUUAAUUGUUUUAGAUAUUUGCUAAAUAAUAUUUCUAUGAAAUAAUAACGUAUAGCUAGAUAUUACCGUAGAGUUUUUGUUUUAUCCUUAUGCCGGAUUAAUUAUGUAACGUGAUAUGACCACCAAUUAAAGACACUGACUUAUACAAGCAGUCUAGUUUUCUUAUUGAUCUACCGAGAUGAUAGCUUUUCUCCUAAUCCAGCCUGUUUAAGUCCAGAACGCUAAUAUCAGCCUCCACAAUACGAAUCAUACAUUUAAGUUAUACUGAGUUUAUAUACAAUCAAACCAGACUGCAUCAUAC